AUUAUAAUUGCACUGAUAUUGGCUACGAUAAUGUUGUUUACGAUUGUCGGCAACAUAUUGGUUAUUUGGGCCAUAUUUACCUACCGGCCCCUACACAAUGUACAAAAUAUGUUUCUGGUAUCGCUAGCCGUUUCCGAUAUUGCCGUAGCCGUACUGGUCAUGCCUUUCAAUGUGGCCUACAAUCUGUUAGGUAAAUGGAUUUUCGGACUACACAUAUGCGAAAUGUGGCUGACAAGUGAUGUAUUAUGUUGCACUGCAAGUAUAUUAAAUCUGUGCGCCAUUGCUAUGGACCGCUAUUGGGCAAUACACGACCCGAUAAAUUAUGCUCAAAAACGUACAAUGCGUCGAGUAGUGACCACUAUAGCCUUGAUAUGGGCUAUCAGUGCCCUAAUAUCUAUACCGCCGCUAAUCGGCUGGAAUGACUGGCCAUCGGUUUUCGACGACAACACGCCGUGCAAACUGUCCGAAGAGCGGUCGUAUGUUGUCUAUUCGGCGAGCGGUAGUUUUUUCAUACCACUGGUCAUUAUGACUGUCGUCUAUAUCAAAAUAUUUAAGGCCACCCGACGACGCUUAAGGGACAGGGCUAAAGCGUCGGCAAUGGCCAACCUAAUGUCGGCCAACUCGAAGACCAAUAAUUGUGUUUCCGAAUCGCAUCGGAUUGAUAUCGAAUCGGCCAGCGAUGAAAAAACCGAAAAAGUGGUCAACAAUAUUAAUAAUAAGGACAACAACGGCGGUGGUGGCGGCGGCGGUGAUAAAGGUUUACCACCACAGCAGCCGCUGACUAACAACAACAGGCGGCCCAGUCUUAAGCAAGACUUAAAGGACAGGCCGUUGUUGUUGUCUAAGUCUAGUGAUGAGCACAGGGAGCUCAAGAAGCACAGCGAUGAUGAUGACGACGAUGAUAAUGAUAGUGAUAAUAGUGAUGCUGAUGAUAAUAACCAUCAACGGCAACACCAGCAACAGAUAAUUAUACCCACUGGCGAUGAAUUUGUAUCGCAAUAUAAUACGACUACCACUACUACCUGUACCAGUGGCGAUGGCCUGUCUAUUGGCCAGAGUGUUGGUGGUGUCGGUGAUGGACAGCAACAACAGCAACAACCGACGGCGCUGACGACGCCGACGACAAAAAAAGUAAUGGUCUGCACGACAGUAACCAUUGCCAGCAGCGACAACAUUAGCACAGGUUUGUCCUCAGAAAGUCCGGAUCCACACCACAACCACCACCAACACCAUCACCAACACCACUACCGACCCAAAGCCCAGUCUAUUAGCAGUGAAUUAGUAGUCACUAAUAAACUACUCAAUUGUUUUGCCAUUCAAGCCUCCAAACGGCGGCCAAUGGACAGCAACAACAGCGACAACCAGUCGUCGACGGCUGUCAUAUCGGUUAAGAGGUUUUGGGAGGAAAAACAAAAGAUUUCGCUGUCGAGGGAAAGGAGAGCUACAAGAAUAUUGGGUAUCGUUAUGGGGGUGUUUGUCGCCUGUUGGUUACCAUUUUUCCUCAUGUAUGUGAUAAUGCCUUUUUGUGGGUCAUGUUAUCUGCCAAAGGAGUUGGAAAACUUCAUCACUUGGUUGGGUUACAUCAACUCAGCGCUCAAUCCCUUAAUAUAUUGUGGUUUUAAUCGUGACUUUAGAAAAGCGUUUCAAAAGAUUAUUUGUUGCCGAAAGUGA
Molecule: messenger RNA, 1671 nt
Organism: Oppia nitens
Lineage: Eukaryota; Metazoa; Arthropoda; Arachnida; Sarcoptiformes; Oppiidae
Product: probable G-protein coupled receptor No18
Exons: 6
Coding region: 31-1671 (546 amino acids)
Biological process (GO): adenylate cyclase-activating adrenergic receptor signaling pathway
Cellular component (GO): membrane
Molecular function (GO): octopamine receptor activity
Source: RefSeq, a predicted model, not a curated record